This is a messenger RNA of Trematomus bernacchii (emerald rockcod), 4551 nucleotides long. RefSeq names its product forkhead box K1 (gene foxk1). Gene Ontology annotation, molecular function: DNA-binding transcription factor activity, RNA polymerase II-specific; protein binding; RNA polymerase II cis-regulatory region sequence-specific DNA binding. Gene Ontology annotation, biological process: regulation of transcription by RNA polymerase II. The record is from RefSeq and is a predicted model, not a curated record. Lineage: Eukaryota; Metazoa; Chordata; Actinopteri; Perciformes; Nototheniidae.
AACAUAGGCUGUUACAUUGAUUUACAUUUUUUUUAAAACAUAGAUUUAAUUCUUCCCAACGACUUCUGAUUAUUUUUUAAAAGGUACAAUGGCCUGACAUGGACUUUUUUAAACUGAAACAUACUGUGUUGACCGGAGAACAUUUUAUUUACAGAUGUAUUGUCCAUUAAUCACAUUUGAGGCACCUUUUUAGCCUACUGCACUUUAACAGCACUAUUUUAUAAACACCACCUAUUUAGUUGAUUCAUUUUCUAAUAUCAUCUGUUUUUAAGUGAAAAUCUCAAAAGGUUCUCAUUUAUAUAAAUGUCUGUUAAGUCCCUAUUUAUCCCUGAAGGAGAUAACACAAUGCUUUUUCGUACCAUUUUGAAUGCAAUACUUUUACUUGUAACGGAGUAUUUCUACACUCUGGUACUUCUGCUUUUAAGUACAAGAUCUGAGUACUUCUUCCACCUCUGGAGAAAGGAAGCGUUACGAGGUGCCCCUGAACGCAGCACCAGUCCCGUUCCUGCGGAGACUCCGGUCCACGCUUCGGUCCUGGUUUAGCAUCGUCCCGGACUCCAUGUUGUUCCGAGAGCCACGAACAAGUGCCGAAAACUCUCACGUUGCAACUCUGUGUGUGCGAGUAGUAAAGUGUGUGUGUGCGUGUGAGUGUGUUGACCCUCCGAAAGAAGAUGGCAGACUACCGGGAAGACACCGGAGCUCGGGCUCUGCUGGCUCUACAGUCGGCACCAUGCAGUCCCGUGCGCGUCGGGGUGACCUCGCACUAUCUCCAGCCCUCGCUCGCCCUCUCGGGUCCUGCGUUGAUGGAUGCCCGCGCCGAUGCCGGGAUUUUCCCCGGGCGCCUCGCUUGUCCUGCUCCCCAGGCCCUGGCCAGACUGGAGGGCCGGGACUUUGAGUUCUUGAUGCGCCAGAGGACGGUCACCAUAGGCCGGAACUCGUCUCACGGCUCCGUGGAUAUCAACAUGGGUCACUCGAGCUUCAUUUCACGGCGACACCUGCAGGUCACAUGUGACGAGGCGAACGGGUUCUCCCUCCGGUGCUUGGGCAAGAAUGGCGUGUUCGUUGACGGGGUUUUCCAGCGGAGAGGGGCUCCGCCGCUGCUGCUACCCAGAGAGUGUGUGUUUCGUUUUCCAAGUACUGUCAUCAAGAUCCAGUUCAUGUCACUCCUGCAGCACGAGGAGCACAGAGAGCGGGAGCAGCUGUCUCUUCCUCCUCGCCCGCUGCUGCCCCACAUUUCCCCCCUCAAAAUCAGCAUUCCCACAAUGCAGCAGCAUGAAGAGCACAUCCGGGCAUUUGGCUCUCCGCUGCCUUCGCCCACAGGCACUAUCAGUGUUCCUAAUUCCUGUCCGGUUAGUCCUCGAGGAGCAGGGUCAUCAGGGUAUCAUCGCUAUGGACGCAACGUGACCUCUGACCUCCAGUUAGCAGCUGAAUGCGCUGCUAAGGCUGUUUCUGAACAAAGACGAAACAUUGCCGAGCCGAGAGGGGGGGGCGGCGGCGGCGAGCCGCGGGGGGAGUCGGCUGGUGGAGACAGCCCCAAGGAUGAGUCCAAGCCACCUUAUUCCUACGCACAGCUGAUCGUCCAGGCCAUCUCGUCGGCGCAGGACAAACAGCUGACUCUCAGUGGCAUCUACGCCCACAUCACCAAACACUACCCCUACUACCGCACUGCAGACAAGGGAUGGCAGAACUCAAUCAGACACAACCUGUCUCUCAACCGAUACUUCCUGAAAGUGGCCCGCUCUCAGGACGAGCCGGGGAAAGGGAGCUUUUGGCGCGUGGAUUCUGCUUCUGAGAGCAAGUUGGUGGAGCAAGCCUUUAGGAAAAGACGGCAACGAGGAGUGGCCUGCUUUAGGACGCCAUUUGGACCUCUGUCUUCUAGGAGUGCUCCUGCGUCCCCGACCCACCAGGGGCUCCUGUCCCCCCCCUCCAGUGGGCUGCAGACUCCUGAGUGUCUGAGCAGGGACGGCUCUCCCAUCUCCCACGACCACCACGAACAGCUGGCUCACAAGCUGGCUUCUGUACCCGAGUAUAGGUACUCUCAAAGUGCCCCAGGAUCUCCAGUCAGUGGUCAGCACGUCAUCAUGGCGGCCCCCACCCACACCUCAAUGCUGCCCUCAGGCCCGGGGAAAGCCCUCGCUUUCAUUCCAGGUGGGGGCCACAUUCAGCCCCUCCACCUCCUGCAGAGCCCCACCCAGUCCUCCGUCACCAUGCUGCGGGUCGUCACCAGCACCCCGCUGACCUCCCACCCCCCCAAUGGAUACAGCGCUGGAGGAGCAGAGGGCCACAGUGAGCUCAGAGACGCCCAGCUGACCAGGGAGCGGGUGAUCCAGACCGUGGACAGUGCGGUGCAGGGCGGGGACGGCAGGAACCUGGUCCUCGGUUUACAUCAACUUCCUGUUCGUCCUGUUACUCAGAAUGGCAAACACACCACUGCUGCUGCUGUUGCCACAGUAACCAGCUUUGCUAAUGCAUCUGGCCUGAGCAGUCCUCUGCAGAUCCUGGCUGCCCAGGCCUCCAGCUCCCCCCCGGUGCUGCUGAGCCGACAGCCGGGUGCAGAGUCGUUAUCCGAGCACCCCGGGGAGCCGCAGUCCAAGCGGCCGAAGAUGGAGGACGGGGGCGGCCUUGAAUCUGCUCAGCAUCAAGUCACGCCGGCUCAGCAGCCUGUCAUCGUUGCCAUGACAACACAAAACCACGACCCCAGGAAGUAAAGCCCAGGGUCUCUUACAGGUACCCGAUGGACCGCCUGCUCACGGCCCCUAACUGCUUCGUCUUUUAUACUCAUUUGAUAUGACUGCAGCCGUCACGGCCAAUGUACAGGCAGCCUCUCUCAACAGAAGGGAAAUAAAUUGUAAGGAAAAUAUAUUUUGGUCAAAAAUAGAUAAAAAAAACGUUCAAUACAUUCUGAAUGUAAAAAGCAAGUAAAUCUUUCAGGACUUUUUCAGCUUUACAGUCUUUUUAAUGUAAUCCUUCAUUCACUGAAAACACAGAUAUUAAGCUUACGAGAGCAUUAUGCAUAUUAAAUCAUUUGAGCACUACUUUACUACGUGAAUGUUGGAUCAUAUCUCUCAUCAGUUUCUCUCUCAGGCCAAAGAACUCUCCGGCACUUCUGAUCAGUCACUGCCUGAUUUAGAAACCAGGGCAAGUGUGUUCAGAGAUUUGAAAUGGCUGGCAUUUACAGAAGAAACUGUGACGAUCAGAGUUUAUAUAUUUUGUAGUGUCACACAAACCAUGGACAGAAAUAUGGAGAGGACUUAACUGUGUGUACCCAGACCAUUUGAUGGGGCUUGGGAGACUGUUAAAAAUAUGAUUGUACUUUUUCAUAAAGCAAUCCCUACUGAAAAAAAGAUUUUCUCUUGAGUAAAGAAAAGAAAGAUGUUAACAUAAAGACUGAGACCAGAAUGUGAAAUUGUCUAUCCUUCUUGCUUUUCUCUGGAAAGCAUACAACAAAAAAGAAAUUGGGUAUUGUUUUGGAAGAUAUGAGGAGAUCCAGGAAUGAAAAAACAGGACUCGGCCGUUUUUGCUUCACUUCAGCUCAGAUCGGUUUAUCAGUGUGAAGCAGGCUCGAGAGGAUCCGUGUGAUUGGACAGCAGACGGGCGAAACAAGAGGCAUCUAUUUGGAGUUGAUUGAAGUGGAGCUAACCUAAUGUAGACAAACUGAUUGUUGUUUUAAUUUUUUUUCUUUCGUUUCAGUAGUGGCAAAAGGAGAAAUGGAACAGCCUGUGCGUACACUUUUGUUUGUCUUAGCACAGAAAAGCAUUAUUGUAAUAAUCCUUAAAGCCUUAAAUAUUUCUACUUUGUCAUUUUAUUUUAACCUUUAGACAGCUUUACCUUUUUUUUAGAUUGUAAACAAAGCGCUUCUUUAACAGUACAAUGAUCGGCAACACUACAGUGGUGACAGUAAUGUCAGCAUCCGUAGACUUAUCAGGGGAAGGGCGGGACCAACACAUGACCACACAUUUCAACUGCUUUUUUCUUUCUUUCUUUCUGUAUGGUACUUUUGACAUAUUUUCUACUCUUGGCUCCCCACUCUUUUGCUUUCAGUUUCCUGUAAAAGCAUGAACCUUUCUCCCAAUCUACCUCUGUCCCUCUCCUCAGUGAGCAGUCUCUAAAGGCUCAUCACACUGUUUGCAGUCCUUGUCACAGACACUGCCUCAGCUUUAUACUCUUCAGCACUUUCUCCCCCCCCCCCCGUCUCUUAUCUCUCACUGCCUUUAGCUUUCCCCAACCUCCUCGCACAGGCCUCAUUUUUAGCUGGCAAUCAGGCACAAUUUGUGCAAGAUUUCAGUGAUUGUUGUUGCACAUUAUUAGAAAACAAACAAAAAAAGAUGCGUAAUGAUUGUAUGCUGCUCUAUCUGCUAAAUGACAAAGCUAUUUAGAAGGUAUUUUUUCUGAUUUUUGGAAAAAAGAAAAAAUAUUUUGCUAUUUUUAAAAACAGCUGUCAUCAAUACGUAAACAUUCUGGAAAUAGAGAAGUAUAUGUAUUUUUAAAUGUUCCUGUUUUUGUGAUUUGUUAAAAUGUGUAGCACAAAUUAAAAUUCCUCAUUGACUUAAA